Messenger RNA from Onychostoma macrolepis, 5087 nucleotides. RefSeq lists its product as uncharacterized. Bases 4 to 1143 code for a protein of 379 amino acids. The record is from RefSeq and is a predicted model, not a curated record. NCBI's taxonomy places the organism in Eukaryota, Metazoa, Chordata, Actinopteri, Cypriniformes, Cyprinidae. Gene Ontology annotation, biological process: homophilic cell-cell adhesion; heterophilic cell-cell adhesion. Gene Ontology annotation, cellular component: adherens junction. The transcript is spliced from 6 exons.
GACAUGAGAGUAGUUCAGGAGAAGUGGUUUUUAACAACUUUGGACAACAUCCAUCUUCUACUUUGGAGAAUAAAUUUUUUUUACUUAUUCUUCGGUCUGUUUUUGAUUUAUCUCAAAUGCAGCAGCAUAACAGGUGUUAAGAUUAUUGGUCAUGAUGCAUCAGUCAAAAAAGGAGGAAAUAUCACUUUGUUUUGUCAUCUGACUGAGACGGAGGACAAUUUAACUCAUAUUGUCUGGCAGAAACAGACAAGAGAAAACCCUAAAUGGGAAACCUUCUUAAUCAUUGACAAAUAUGGUAAAACUGAACACAAAAACGAUUUACUGGACAAGGUCAAAUUUAUUGGGAAUAUUAAAGAGAAGAAUGGAUCGGUUCAGCUCCUGGGAAUGACACUGCUGGAUGAUGGGAUCUAUACUUGUAUCUUCAUAUUUCCUAAUGGACAAAAUCAGAUGAACAUCAAUGUCACUGUACUUGUUCCUCCGGUGGGAAAUGUUACAGGGAAGACACAUGUUUCAGGUCAUCUCAACAUUAUUUUGGCAUCGUGUGUCGCUUUCAAUGGCUGGCCUGCAGCCAAGGUGUUUUGGAGAUUAGGAGCUCUGAAUGACUCACUGAGGGCAGAAACCAGCUACUCAGAGCACACAGAUGGAAGCGUCACGGCUGUGUCCCACAUACUUGGUGCACCAUCUAAAAAUUUAAACCAGAAGAAGAUCCAGUGUGUGGUAAAACACAGCACACUGACAAAGGAGCUAGAGCUUGACUACGUAAUAAACGUCCACUAUCCUCCAGAAUUGGUGCUGAUAUCUCCUGAUGAUCCAACACAGACUCAAGAAUAUCUUUGUUCAGUGGACUGUAACCCAACACCAACCAGCUACAUCUGGAUCAAAGUGAAUGGAAGUACUCCUCGUUCUGACAGCAACAAGCUUUUCGUCCCAAAAUCGUCCUCUGAUUUUAAUGGUGUAUACAUCUGUACAGCAUCAAACCAGUAUGGAAGUGCUUCAGGUGUCCUCUAUGUGAAUAACACUGGAUCCACUGAUGACUGUUGGCUUCUUCUUGGUUUGGUCUUCAGCUGUGCCGUGCUGUGGAUUUCUCUGGCCUACAUAUUGAGUAGUGGUGGAAAAAACGCCUCAUGUUCCACACUCGAGUAAAAGUACAGUAAAAGUAAACACUUUAAAUUAGGCAUCAUCGUAUGUAAACUCAUGCUAAAUGUCAGUCGCAGCCAGACUGCGGUGCCGAGCAGUGCUGGGGAAGUUUACUUUUAUAUUUAUCCAUUUAGCAAAGUUUUUAUCCCAAAAAUAUUCUUAGUACACAGUGCCAGGUGUAUUAGAUAACUAUAUUAAGAAACCAGCUAGAGAAGAGCAGAGAAGAAUGUAUUUUUUUGUGAGAGUGAGUAAGUGUCUUCAGCUGCUUCUUGAAGGAUGUGAUGGUCUUAGCAGUUCAGGUUCUCUUUGGCUGAUUGAAGACCAGACAUGCUGCCACAUUCUGGAUCAUCUGCAGAGGUUUAGUCACCCUGGUUGGAAGACCUAGACUUGAAAUUGCAAAAUUACAAGUUGUGCUGCAUAUUUGUGACCCUAGACCACAAAACCAGUCUUAAGUCGCACAGGUAUAUUUGUAGCAAUAGCCAACAAUACAUUGUAUGGGUCAAAAUUAUCCAUUUUUCUUUUAUGCCAAAAAUCAUUAGGACAUUAAGUAAAGAUCAUGUUCCAUGAAGAUAUUUUGUAAAUUUCCUUCUGUAAAUAUACCAAAACUUAAUUUUUAAUUAGUAAUAUGCAUUGCUAAGAACUUCAUUUGGACAACUUUAAAGGCGAUUUUCUCAAUAUUAAAUUUUUUUUUGCACCCUCAGAUUCCAGAUUUCCAAAUAGUUGUAUCUCGGCCAAAUAUUGUCCGAUCCUAACAAACCAUACAGCAAUGGAAAGAUUAUUUAUUCAGCUUCAAAACCUUGACCCUUAUGACUGGUGUUGUUGUCCAGGGUCACAUUUGUGCUGCAAAUGUGAACCUGCACGAUCGGGAUGUUGUGACGUGGGUAGGAAAGCAGAAGCUAAUCAUCAAACACUAUGCUUAGGUUCUCAGCUGUCCUGGUUGGUGUUGUUAUGGUCACAACUGACAGCGAUUACCAGAAUCUCUUUUUUUUUUUUUUUUUGCAUGGUUGGACUUGUAGAUGAGCUGUAGAAAUAUAAUUGACUGGAGUUUCAGAAUAAUUUGCAAGCUGAAUAUCUAUAACCAGUUUAGAAUGUUACCAAUGAAUGGGACGCUACAUCUUAUUCAAAACCUGUUGGAUAUUAAGUAUCUUGGCUUUAAUUAGAUUUCCCCAAGAAACAGGCAAGAAUGAACUCAUGAAUGGACCGUCCACCAUGAUUUCUGUACUGUUUGACAACAAAGCAUCCUGGAGUCUGCAUAAAUGACUUAUUGAGCUUCUAUUGGUGGAAAGUUCUGUUGUGCUUUAUUAAAACACCAUGUCUACACAACAAACAAGCAUCCAAAACUAGAUCAGUUUGAUUCAUAACAGCGAUCCACAUUUCUAUAAUUGCUGAUUUAUUGAGCAAUCGCUUUUCUAUAAUUGCUGUACACAAGCCUGCUGGAGAUAUAAGCGAUGCACAUACACAGGUGCUCUGUGGAUACGGCUGUAAUUUCUUACAUUUUAAUUUAAAAACCUGGAAAAUACAAUCAAUUUCAGCACUAGAUUGUCAGUUCAAAUAGCAAUAACUGGAGGGGCUCAUUUGAGCGUAAUGUUUAUUGAUUACGGUGAUGUUCAUGAAUCGAAGUCAAGAGUAAAUUAUGUUUUCUGAUUAUUUGUUUGGACCAUUUGUUAUUUGUUUGGUAUGUAAAACACCUAUCACUGCACAUUUUGAACUAUAUAAAUAAUCCUGCCCUGUCUUGGUGCAAAAGUACAAAAAUGGUUUGAUUGAUGACCUCCAAAAGAAUGACUGACUGUUGUGCUCUGAACUAUUUUAUUUUCCAGUGUUGUUGAGAUCUGACGCUACAUUUGCAUUGUCUGCUUAAGUCAUAUCUGUCAACAUUUGGGUACCACAAUUUAACUACCAAAUGUAAAUAUAGCCUAAGAUGAAGAGGAAAAAAAAACUGUAACCUCCCUUUUUUCAUUGCAUCACACACACACAAACAAAAACAAAUCUCUGCUCUACUGUAGAUAUGCUUAUUGAAUAUACACCAAAGGUUUGGGAUAGCUAUCAUUUCAUUUAUUUAUUUUAAGUAAAUUGCUACUUUUAUUCACCAAGGAUGCAUUAAAUUCAUGUCUAACCUAAUUCUGUGUUAUAUGUGUUCAACUGUCCUGCUGCUGUAUCGCAGUGAAUUCCAUUGUAAUGUGAGCAGGGAUGCCUGUAAACUUUAAGUGUCUUAUGGACUUUUCCACAGAUGUAUGUACAAUAAUUGUUCAUGAUUAAUAGAACAUGAAAAACAUUGUCUAAACCCUUUCCAAUUUGGAUUUUACAAAAUCCUGAAUGUAAAAGUAGCCUGAAAUUGGUUUACUCCCAAACCCAAAGCAUAACAAGUCCUGGAAAAAGUAUGUAUUUUAGUGAGAUGAUGCCAAAAUGGAAAAUAGGUGCUUGGAUGUGUGGUAGAAAUUCCCCUACAGACCCAAAUUAAGUUAAACCGCUUUUAUAUGAUUGGUUCUUCAUAUUCAUUUCAUAUGCAUCCAUUAUUGCAACACACUUACUAACUCAAGUGUUGGGGACAUUUAGUACACAAAAGCAUACAAAUGUUAGUCAUGAUUAAUCGCUACACUAGGCUAGGUUGGAACUGCAGCCAUUUUGGAUUCUGCUGUCUUUGUAUUUAUCUGUGGGCUCUAAGAGUCAGAUUUGCAUCCCUCAGCCGUCCUUUUCCUCAGCUCUACCCUGGUUUUUCCUCAUCCUUCCUCAAUGAUUGUUGUUCACUUUAUAGUGCGAGGCGCCAACAGGGAGGGGAAUGUAAUACACAGGUUUACACAAGUUUUUCUUGUUACUCACCGUUCGUUUUUCAUGUUUUUUUAUGUUGCUGCCAUAUUUUAAACUGCUUUAAAUUACUUUUUUUCCACAUCAAUCAACACUCCAUUCACCAUAUUGACAAAUAAAAAACAGAAUUGUCACAACUUUGUAAAUUUAUUAAAAAUAAAAAAACUGAAAUGAGUGCAUUGCAUAAGUAUCCAUACCCUUAACUAAAUAUUUAGCUGAAGCACCUUUUUUUUUCAGCCUCAAGCCUUUUUUGUUUGAUGUGACAAGCUUUUAUCAUCAUCAUAUGGCAAUUAUCUGCCAUAUGAUUACUCUGUCAGGUUUGAUGGGGGCAGAUGCACAUUUUCAGGUUUCUCCAGAAAUAUUUGACUGGGUUCAAGCUCAGGCUGUGGCUGGGUCACUCAAGGACAUUCACAGAGUUGUCUAUAAGCCACUCUUGCUGUGUGCUUAGGGUCAUUGUCCUGUUGAAAGGUAAACCUUCUGCCCAGUCUGAGGUUCUGAAUGCUCUGGAUAUAUUUUGAUCUCAAUAUUUUGGUACACUGAGCUUUCCUUCUACUCUGAUGAGUCCCUCAGUCCCUGCUGCUGAAAAACAGCCCCACAGCAUGAGGCUGCUACCAGCACACUUUACUUUUGGGAUGAGCUGUGCCUGGUUUCCUUCAAACAUGAUGCUUGGAAUUGAGGUUCAUCCGACCAGAGAAUCUUGUUUCUCACAGCCUGAGGGUCCUUUAGGUGCUUUUUUUGCAAAUUCCAAGUGUGUUUUCAUAUGAUGAGCUCCCUCUGCUGGCCUCUCUUCCAGCAACACUCCCAUCAGCCACUGUAAAUGUUACACACUCCUAACUAAUUUUUUUUCUGACUUCUGUAAACUCUGUAAAAAAUAAUAAUAAAUACAGGAUGUGAAAUUUGUAAUCACCACCAUGCUGUCCUUUACAAGUUGUUCUUUAUCAAUUACAGUGUGCAUAAAAGCAGCAUCCUGCAUGGUCAGUUUGUGUUUUUACCAUAGGUUUUUACGGAUAUUACCAAUUUUAAGUUCUUCAAUUUUUUGUUUUAAAUUAAUUUUAUUAAUUAACAAAAGUGCUUAAAUCAAGAUAACAUGAGAUCCAUUCAGCUUCAAUUCUGUGAGUUUAUUAUGUCAUUAAUACAUUAUUAAUGUG